AAGAGGAGCGUUCCACGCCGGCUUUGGCUUGCAUUAUUGGAUGUGUACGUAGUUAGGAAGGAUGGAUAAUGUUGUAAUUGACGACGACUAUGAUCAUAAAGACGACACCAUAGAGUACAUAUUGGAAAACGUCUUAAUGCCCGAUGAUGGUAGCUGUGAGUUUGGGAACUUGCGUGAAUUAUACAAUUGCAAACUUGUCCAUUCUUGUACUUGUACGUCACAAAUCAAAUGUUGCAUGGACAAAGAGAGCUGUUGUCACGGUGGCAGAUUCAAAUACCAUCACAGUAUAGUUGGAAAGGAACUGGUGCUAAAGCACGAAAUCGACCUGCCCGCAAUUAUCGAGUGCAGUGAUUUGUGUGGAUGCUCUGCAGAGCACUGUUUAAAUCGAUGUGUGCAGAUCGGUCCGCGAAAACAGUUGGAGAUUUUCAACUCGCCGUUGUACAGAUCCUUGGGUCUGCGCACUAUGAUUGACAUUCCUGCUGGAGCAUUUGUCUGCGAGUACGCUGGUGAAUUGCUGACCUUAGCCGAAGCGAGACGUCGACUGAAAUUGAAUGACAGGGAGGAAGUAAUGAACUAUAUCUUAUGCCUCAACGAAUACACAAAUGUUUCAGAAGCCGGCAGUUCAAAAAAAUUACUAGUGCAGUCUACGAUUGUUGAUCCUUCCCGACGUGGGAACAUCGGCAGGUAUUUGAACCACAGUUGUCAGCCCAAUUGCGACCUAAAAGCCGUGCGAGUAGACAGUCCCGUGCCGAAAAUAGGAAUCUUUGCGCUACGAGAUAUUGCAGCAUACGAAGAGCUAUGCUUUCACUACGGCGGUGAUGACCCUCCUACUACAGUACCUUCCAACGCCAAACCGUGCCUGUGCUCUUCCUCAAUGUGCACAGGUGUGAUGCCGAAUACAACAAUUUAACGGAGGGGGCAACUUUUCGUUUAUCCAUUGCUCCAAAUCCAGCAUAGAGGCCUUCUUCAACUCGUGUAAGCAAUUUUUCAAUGGCUUGAAGGUGCCGGUGACCCCAAGUUUUUGGAGUGCAUCGAAACUUUCCUUCCC
Scaptodrosophila lebanonensis is the source of this 1048-nucleotide messenger RNA. RefSeq names its product probable histone-lysine N-methyltransferase set-23. Gene Ontology annotation, cellular component: nucleus. The transcript has 3 exons. The record is from RefSeq and is a predicted model, not a curated record. Lineage: Eukaryota; Metazoa; Arthropoda; Insecta; Diptera; Drosophilidae. Gene Ontology annotation, molecular function: zinc ion binding; histone H3K9 methyltransferase activity; protein binding. The coding region runs from base 62 to 910 and encodes 282 amino acids.